Messenger RNA from Syngnathoides biaculeatus (alligator pipefish), 5316 nucleotides. Its product is annotated as ATP-dependent translocase ABCB1-like. NCBI's taxonomy places the organism in Eukaryota, Metazoa, Chordata, Actinopteri, Syngnathiformes, Syngnathidae. Gene Ontology annotation, cellular component: membrane. The coding region runs from base 195 to 4040 and encodes 1281 amino acids. Gene Ontology annotation, molecular function: ATP hydrolysis activity; ABC-type transporter activity; ATP binding. The record is from RefSeq and is a predicted model, not a curated record. Gene Ontology annotation, biological process: transmembrane transport. The transcript has 29 exons.
CCGGAAGUAGUAUCAUGAUACACACUCGGGGAAACGACGCCAUUUCCGGUUAGGACUUUUCAACUUCAAAGCUCCCUCGGCGCACGUAUCAAUGGUGUGGAAGGAGGACGACAGCGCAGAAGGAGUGGGUUUCUGCGUGUGAUCAUUAUACUUGUCAAACAUUGGAGUUUGGAAAGAACAGCCAGGAGCCAGACAUGGAUGAGAAGGACAAGUUGGAGAAGAACCUAAAAGAUGUUUAUUUGAGUGAUCAUAAAGAUGAGGGGGCAACAGGUGAGAAGAAGAAGAAGAAAAAAGAAAAAUUACCCAUGGUUGGUGCCAUUGAACUGUUCAGGUUCGCUGAUGCCAAAGACAUUGCGCUGCUCUUCUUUGGGACCCUGAUGUCGAUGCUCCACGGGGUAGUACUACCGCUUAUGUUAAUUGUGUUUGGGGAUAUGACGGACACCCUAGUAUCGAAUGCUGCACUCGGUUACCUCAACACGAGCAACCCCAACAUCACUUUUCCAAACACCACCAUGCAGGCAGACAUGACCAGCUUUGCCAUCUACUACUCCAUCCUAGGGGCAGUUGUGCUGGUGGCUGCCUACAUGCAGGUUGCUUUCUUUACCUUGUCGGCCGGACGACAGGUUAAGCGCAUCCGGAAGUGUUUCUUCCACAGGAUCAUGCGACAGGACAUCGGCUGGUUUGAUGUCAAUGAGACUGGAGAGCUCAACACUCGUCUAACAGAUGAUGUGUAUAAGAUCCAAGAGGGUAUUGGAGACAAGGUGGGUAUGUUGAUCCAGUCCUGCACCACUUUCAUCACAUCUGUCGUCAUUGGUUUAAGCAAAGGAUGGAAGCUCACUCUCGUCAUCCUGGCCAUCAGCCCCUUGCUAGCUGUCAUGGCCGGCGUGUUCAGUAAGGUGCUGGCAUCAUUCACUUCUAAAGAACAAAAUGCUUACGCCAAAGCAGGUGCUGUGGCAGAGGAGGUUCUUUCUGCCAUCAGGACUGUAUUUGCCUUCAGUGGUCAACAGAAAGAGAUUGAGAGGUAUCAUAAGAACUUGGAAGACGCCAAGAACGUGGGAAUAAAGAAGGCGAUAAGCUCAAACAUCGCAAUGGGGUUCACCUUCUUAUUGAUCUACCUAUCUUAUGCUCUGGCCUUCUGGUACGGGAGUACCCUCAUUUUGAGUGAAGAGUACACCAUCGGGAUUGUACUAACAGUUUUAUUCGCUGUGCUCAUUGGAGCUUUCGCCUUGGGGCAGACCUCUCCUAACAUCCAGUCUUUUUCCAGCGCCCGAGGAGCUGCGCACAAAGUGUACAGGAUUAUUGACAAUAAACCCAGCAUCGAUAGCUAUUCGGAGAGCGGCUUCAAGCCAGACUCAAUUAACGGAAACUUGGAAUUCAAGAAUAUCCACUUUAAUUACCCCUCAAGGCCGGAAGUCAAAGUAUUAAACAACAUGUCCCUGAGUGUCAAGAGUGGACAAACUCUUGCCUUGGUGGGAAGCAGUGGCUGUGGUAAAAGCACCACUAUCCAGCUGUUGCAGAGGUUCUAUGAUCCCCAGGAAGGAUCUGUAUCUGUUGAUGGUCAUGACAUCCGUUCUCUCAACAUUUGCUAUUUGCGCAAGAUGAUUGGCGUGGUGAGUCAAGAGCCCGUCCUUUUUUCCACCACCAUAUCUGAGAACAUCAGAUACGGCCGAACUGAUGUGACGCAGCAGGAGAUAGAGCAAGCCGCCAAAGAAGCCAACGCUUACGACUUCAUCAUGAACUUUCCUGAUAAGUUUGAGACACUGGUUGGUGACCGAGGGACUCAGAUGAGUGGAGGUCAGAAGCAGAGAAUUGCAAUUGCUCGGGCACUGGUCCGUAACCCCAAAAUCCUUCUGCUGGACGAAGCAACAUCUGCGCUUGAUGCCGAGAGUGAGACUAUUGUGCAAGCUGCACUUGACAAGGUUAGACUGGGCCGUACCACCUUAAUUGUGGCUCAUCGCCUUUCAACUAUCAGAAACGCUGAUAUCAUUGCUGGCUUCCAAAAUGGGGCCGUUGUAGAGCUGGGGACUCAUAGCCAACUGAUGGAAAAACAGGGCGUCUACCAUACACUGGUCACUAUGCAGACAUUUCAAAAAAACAACGAUGAGGAGAAGGAUGAAGAGCAGGUUAAAUUGAGCCCAGUAGACAAAUGUAUCGCUGACUCACCGUUACUUAGGAGAAGGUCUACAAAAUCUUCAUUUGUUGGUUCAGAGGGCAAAAAAGAUGACAAAGAAAAGUUGGGUGAUGGCAAAGAUGCAACGGAGGAGGAUGAAAAAGUUCCCUCGGUGUCAUUUUUCCAAGUCAUGCAAUUCAACCUUCCUGAGUGGCCUUACAUUCUUGUUGGAACCGUCUGUGCUUCAAUUAAUGGUGCAAUGCAGCCUCUGUUUGCUGUCAUCUUCUCCAAGAUCAUCACUGUGUUUGCUGAGCCUGAUUUAAAUAUUGUUCGACAGAAAUCUCUAUUUUUCUCCCUGAUGUUUGUUGUUAUUGGAGCUGUAUCUUUUUUCACCAUGUUUCUACAGGGUUUCUGCUUUGGGAAAUCUGGAGAGAUCCUGACUAUGAAACUGAGGCUUGCAGCUUUCAAGGCCAUGAUGAGGCAAGACCUCGGCUGGUUUGAUGAUCACAAAAACAGUGUUGGAGCACUCACAACAAGGCUGGCCACAGAUGCUGCUCAAGUGCAAGGAGCUACGGGAGUACGUCUGGCCACAAUGGUCCAGAAUGUGGCCAACAUGGGUACCGGUCUGAUUCUUGCCUUUGUGUAUGGGUGGGAGCUGACCCUGCUCAUAUUGUCAGUGGUUCCUGUCAUGGCAGUAGCGGGAGCCGUGCAGAUGAAGUUGCUUGGUGGGCAAGCUGCUCAGGACAAGAAGGAGCUCGAGAAGGCUGGAAAGAUUGCUACAGAAGCCAUAGAAAAUAUUCGCACUGUUGCAUCCCUUACCAGAGAAGCCAAGUUUGAGUCUCUGUAUCAUGAAAACCUCAACGUUCCAUACAAAAAUUCCCAGAAAAAGGCCCAUGUGUAUGGUUUUACCUUUGCAUUUUCCCAGGCCAUGAUCUACUUUGCUUAUGCAGGAUGUUUCCGCUUUGGAGCUUGGCUCAUUGACCAAAGACGAUUGGAUGCUGAGGGAGUGUUCCUAGUUAUUUCGGCAGUUCUGUAUGGCGCGAUGGCACUUGGAGAAGCCAAUUCCUUCACUCCAAACUAUGCCAAGGCCAAAAUAUCUGCUGCACACCUGAUUAUGCUUUUCAACACAGAGCCUGCUAUUGAUAAUCUGUCAGAGAAAGGAGAGUGUCUGGACCAAUUUGAUGGGAAUGUGCGCUUUGAGGAUGUUAGGUUUAACUACCCCUCACGCCCUGAUGUUCCCAUUCUCCGAGGACUGAAUCUGAAGGUGGGCAAAGGAGAGACACUGGCCCUAGUGGGAAGCAGCGGCUGUGGAAAAAGCACCACCAUCCAGCUACUGGAGAGGUUCUAUGACACCACGCAGGGAAACGUGGUGAUUGAUUCCAAGAGUGUGAAAGAGCUGAACAUCCACUGGCUGAGGUCUCAGAUAGGCAUUGUGUCCCAGGAGCCUGUGCUCUUUGACUGCAGCUUGGCCGAAAACAUCGGCUACGGAGACAACAGCCGGGCCGUGACUAUAGAGGAGAUUAAGGCAGCUGCAGAGAAAGCCAACAUUCACCGCUUCAUAGAAAAGUUGCCAAAGAAGUACGACACUCAGGCAGGCGAUAAGGGAACCCAGCUGUCUGGUGGUCAGAAACAACGAAUAGCGAUAGCUCGAGCAAUCAUCCGUAACCCCAAACUGUUGCUUCUGGAUGAGGCCACGUCGGCACUCGACACUGAGAGUGAAAAGGUAGUGCAAGAGGCAUUGGACAAAGCUAGCCAGGGCAGGACCUGCAUCAUUGUGGCCCACCGUCUGUCAACCAUCCAAAACGCAGACCGCAUCGCUGUCUUUCAGGGAGGGGUGGUGGUUGAACAAGGGACACACCAACAGCUGCUAGCCAAAAAGGGAGUCUAUCACAUGCUGGUCACCACUCAGUUGGGCCAUGGGAGGGAAUGAGUCAAUCCAUUUUUUCACAUCCAUUAAUACAAACUUAGUAUUUUUCUUUUCUUGAAGUACUGAGUGACAAUGUGCUACCUCAGUAACUGUAUGAGUGCUGAUUCUGUCCUUUAGCCCACCGCGCAUUUAUAAUGGUCAGCAUCACACACAUGGCCUAAAGGUUUCAUUGCACCGCAUUUACAAUAUUCAAACAUGAAAUUAAAUUAGUUUGGUUUAAAUAAUUCUCCAAAGAAUGUAUUAAAUUGUUUUUUCUACAUUUUAUAUUGUUUAACAUAUUAUACUGCCAGCCUUGUAUUUUGUUUGUUCAUUGUGGACACCAAGUAUUUAAGACAACCAACAUUAACAACACUGCAUCGCAUCUGCUACUGCAAAUAUACUGCUGAAGUAACACAGAUUUUUUUUCUUUUCGAAUAUAGUAUAUCAUGAGAUAAAAAGCCCUAUUGAAUACGAAUAUAUCUCAAAGUUAAACAAGUCUUUGUACAGGUAAAAUUUAAUUCCAAUGUGUUUGAGUAAAGAUUUGUAUUCAGUUAACCCUUGUGGUCUAUGAAAACAUAGCAAGGGUAAAGAAAACCAAACACACUCAUGCUGGGUUAUAACCGCAGGGUAGGUGAUGCUGGGUUUCCAGAUUGGUAACGCAUAGUUAACUUUUCCUAACUAAAAAAAUCAUACAGAAUUAGUAAGAGAGUACUCAGAUGGAUGUUGUGGGAUGUGGUGGUUGUCCCUAUUGCCCAGGAGGUGCCAGAGUCAACAAUCAGUGUAGACGGGCAUAAACUAAUGCAAGUAGAUAGAAGUCAACCAAUCUUUUGUUUACUGUGAUGUAUGAAAAACUACUAAUAAAGCACUUGAGUCAAUCCCAUUUAAACAAACAAUUUUUUAAAACUUGAACUUAGAAUCAUAAAAUCCAUUUUUACUGUUUGGGCCUUUCCACACCAUGAGACUGCACCUCUUUUGGAGUGUAAUGUUUUUAACUUUGUUCUAAUUGUUUUACACCUGUUUAAUUUUCCUGUGUAGAGCACUUAGUUCCAGCUUUGGUUGUUUUUAACGUGGAUGAAUUGAAGUUGAGUUGCAAUUAAACACACUCACACCUGUGGGCAAUACCGUAAAACCGUGGUAGUGCAAAAAACAUUUACACCGCCUGCAUAAAAUCACAGGAAGAAACCGCUAAGUGUUGGCAAGUUGGAGGACAUAAAUUUAUGCACUUUAAAACAAUGUCCACACAAUUCCAUCUGGACUACCUUCUACUGGCUAAAUAGUCAAAACGCAGCAUGAUUGAUUG